Molecule: messenger RNA, 2145 nt
Organism: Gongylonema pulchrum
Lineage: Eukaryota; Metazoa; Nematoda; Chromadorea; Rhabditida; Gongylonematidae
Source: the annotation of a GenBank genome assembly
UUGAAGCUAUGUUUUGCAGCGCAGCAACGGCCGAGGGUGGAUCCGCAAGAAAACACGGUAGCCGAAGGAGAACCAGCGCGUUUCCGUUGCUGGGUGCCUGGUGAUCCAACUGCUCGCUUAACUUGGAAGAUGAAGGGCAAUGGUCCAUUGCCGCACGGCGCACAGCAACAUGAAGGAAUUUUGAAUUUCGCGAGCGCUGGGCGGCAGCAUGCUGGUAGUUACAUUUGUACUGCCAGCGAUCCGGAAGGGCGCAAACCACCAGUCGAUAGCCCGGUGGCGCGGCUGAUUGUAAGGCCAUCGAACAAUCCGGUAGUUGAUCCGCCAGAACAGACGGUGAAGGAGAACGAUCCAGCACGGUUCCGGUGUUGGGUGCCCGGUAAUCCAACCGCUGUGCUUCGUUGGAGACGAGUUGACGGCGGUCCACUCGGAUUUGGUGUUAGUGAUAAUCAAGGAAUUCUGUCGAUAUCCCAUGCACAAAUGUCGGAUGCUGGCGAAUAUGUCUGUGCAGCGCAGGACCCAGAUGGUGGAGCUCCAGCGGAUUCAUCUCCUGCUCGUCUUAUCGUUGAAAGACCAAUGUGCCUGCACAUUUUGUUCGAAAAAUUUUCAAUCUGUGCACUUGUGCACUUCCUGUUUUUGCGCAAUUUCCUACAGCGGUGCAAUAUGUUUGAAGCGCGUCAACCAGCUCUGCCACGACAGGAGCAUCCUCGAAUACCACAGGUUGAUCCACUGGAACAAACAGUGAACGAAGGUGAUCGGGCCCAAUUUCACUGCUGGAUGCCUGGUGAUCCAAAUGUUCGUCUGAAAUGGUCCAAAGCAGAUGGCACUUCGUUACCUCAUGGAGCUUCGGAUAACGGAGCUGGUAUGCUGUACAUCCCAAGAGCUCAGAUACGACAUGCAGAUUUAUAUGUUUGUUCGGCGAUUGAUCCGCGAGGAGGUGAUCCAAUUGAGUCAGUCCCGGUGGAGCUUAAAGUCGAGCCAACUGGUCGAAAACAGCAAAUUGGAAGACCAGAAGCCGCGUUGGGAUCACCGCAGGUGGAUCCGAUGCAUCAGACAGUUGAAGAAGGCGACCCGGCGCAAAUUCGUUGUUUCGUCCCAGGCCAUCCUCAUGCAACAUUAUCCUGGAGAAAGCAGGAUGGACAUCUACCGGAAGAGGCAACCCAGCAAAAUGGCGUUCUUUACAUUCCACAGACAGAACGCGAAGAUGCAGGAAAUUACAUUUGUUCCAUGGACGAUCCUGCUGGUGGUCCACCAGUUGACUCGACCCCGGCACGAAUUGAUGUUAAACAGCGUAUGCUUUAUCAGAUUUUUUCUUUUUUGCCAGUUCAGUGGCUUUUGCACUGGUGCAAAUGUCUUUUUCAUUUUUUAGCACAAGUACCACAAGUGGACCCAGUAGUGCAGACUGUGGAUGAAGGAGCGCCAUCACGCAUUCGCUGCUGGGUUGAAGAUAAUCCGAACGCUGAGUUGAGCUGGAGUAAAGAGAGUGGCGAACUACCACAUGGAGCGGUUGAUUCACGUGGAAUAUUGUCGAUACCUGAGACAGCGAUGGAAGAUGCAGGAGAAUAUAUAUGUACAAUGCAUGACCCCCAUGGUGGUUCCCCAGUGCAUGCACCUCCUGCUACAAUCAACGUACGACAAGGUUUGCUUCUAUUUAGCACACCACUGUGCAUUUUUUGCAUAUCUGGUUACGUGGCCUUUACUUGCGCAAUGGGAACCGUGGGGCUUCACUGGAGCUUCAAGAAACGCGGCGGAGCUUUGCCGAACGGAGCUUAUGAAUAUUUGGGCAUGCUGGUUAUUGAAAAAGCAAGACUUUCCGACGCUGGAACGUACAUCUGCACAAGCAACAAGACUGAUGAACUGAAGAGUGCUCCUCCAGCAGUAUUAACUGUGAUUGCAAAAGACGGAAAUCAGGAAGUGAUAGAAGGCGUUCAUGGUGAGCAAGACAGGGAGCACGCCACUGUUGAUUAUGGGCAUGGAAUUAAUGAGGAAGAAAAGGGUGCCAAUCAAGAAUACGAGCAUGGUAAUAACGAAUACAAUAACCAAGAAUAUGGUGAAAAUCAUGAAUAUGAGCAUGGGAAUAACGUUGAAGACGAGCAUAAAGAGAAUCGUCACGAGCACGGUAAAUGUUGCUGUUUUCAGUUUCCUUAA